Molecule: messenger RNA, 804 nt
Organism: Homarus americanus (American lobster)
Lineage: Eukaryota; Metazoa; Arthropoda; Malacostraca; Decapoda; Nephropidae
Gene: Rpb10
Product: DNA-directed RNA polymerases I, II, and III subunit RPABC5
Exons: 4
Coding region: 177-425 (82 amino acids)
Biological process (GO): transcription by RNA polymerase I; transcription by RNA polymerase II; tRNA transcription by RNA polymerase III
Cellular component (GO): RNA polymerase I complex; RNA polymerase II, core complex; RNA polymerase III complex
Molecular function (GO): DNA binding; DNA-directed RNA polymerase activity; zinc ion binding
Source: RefSeq, a predicted model, not a curated record
UGGUGAAGAGGAUAAAAGUAAAAGUAAAAGUUAUGUCGUGCCGUCAAGAUUUCGGGAAAGAUGUAGAAUAAUUCCAUUUCCUGACCACACGAUACAGGUCUUCUGAACUAAUCUUUUUGAAGAUGAAGCUGAUGAAGUUCAACGUCAAAGUUGCCUGCUGAAGUCCGUAACCAGGGAUGCAAUUGAUCAAUGCUACAGAGUUAACUGGGAAAUACAAUAUUAUGAUAAUCCCCAUCCGUUGCUUUACCUGUGGGAAGGUGAUCGGCAACAAGUGGGAGAGCUAUCUUGGACUCUUGUCAGCUGAGUAUACUGAAGGUGAUGCACUGGAUGCCCUGGGCUUGAAGCGGUACUGCUGCCGAAGGAUGCUCCUUGGCCAUGUGGACCUCAUUGAAAAGCUUCUCAACUAUGCCCCACUGGAGAAGUAACUGCAUUCUUCAAGUGAAUUAAAAAAGAUUUUGGAGAUUGGAAGGAUUUCAUAUUUUUAUUACUUGUCAUACUGCAAGUUUAAUGAAAGACUCGAGGAAGAAUGUUCCGGUACACAAGGCCUGAAAAGGUUGAUCUGUUAUCUAUCAUUCACUGGCAGAUUCAGGACUACUCAAUGGGUGGGUCACAGAUCCAGCAGACACUAGGGUGAUCAGUGAUGAGGAAGAGAAGGAUGAAUAAUGAUGACAAACUCGUACUCUUAUACAGAAUUAGUAGAUUACGUCAAAAUUUCAUGACCAACCUCAUAUUUUCUUUGUUUGUAUCUGCCAGUGUCAUCAUUUCUCAUAUGGCAGUUUAAGUUAUAAUAAAAUGAAACCAAAA